CGUUGAGGAGAAGAGUACGUCUGAUUCCAUGUGAAAGAUCCGAACCCAGCUGUGUGUCCAUGGAGAGUGACGGUUCAACGAGCCGUCCGAUAAACUUACUGUCUGAUGCUCUAAGCUGUGUCUCAAUGGAGAGUUCCUGGUCAAAGCAACUCCCAGUUCACUUUGGACAGAGAGACCCGUCUACUGAUCCCAGUCUGAUUCAGAAUAAAAGAUCACGACCACCUGAACCUAACUGUGGGUCCUUGAAGCGUGACAGAUCAUCAAGCCUUCCAACAGAAUUGCAAGAUUCUUUGUCUGAUGUUCCAAGCUGUGUCUCAAUGGAGAGUUCCUGGUCAAAGCAACUCCCAGAUAACUUUGGACAGGGAGACCCGUCUACUGAUCCCAGUCUGAUUCAGGAUAAAAGAUCACGACCACCUGAACCUAACAGUAGGUUCUUGAAGAGUGACAGAUCAUCAAGCCUUCCAACACACUUACAAGAUUCUUUGUCUGAUGUUCCAAGAACAAAAAGGGAGAUUGGGACAUCAAUAAAAUCCUCAACAAAUGUGAAGUCCAUAUUUAAGGAACUGGAGCACAAAGCCAUCACUCUGUUGAAGAAAGAGCUGGAUAGGUUUCAGAACGUGCUUUAUCCAGAAGAUGCAGUGUGCUCUGAGAGGGACAUGAAGAAUGAGGAGGAUCUCAGCUGUGUGAGAGAUGGAGCGCUGAAGAUCACAUUGUACAUUCUGAGAAACAUGGGCCUGACAAGUCUCGCUGAUACACUGCAAACCAGAAUUAUUGACACAAACCGUCAAAAGCACAAAUCCAGACUUAAACAGAAAUUUAAAAGAAUUAAUGAAGGAAUCUCACAGCAUGGAAACUCAGAACUUCUGAAGAACAUCUACACAGAGCUCUACAUCACAGAGGGUUGGAGUGAAGACAUCUGUAAUGAACAUGAGGUGAGACAAAUUGAAGCAACUUUCAAGAGACCAGCAACACCCAUCAAAUAUAAUGAUCUCUUUAAAGACAAGUCCGUCAGAAGUGUUCUGACUAAAGGAGUUGCUGGAAUUGGAAAAACAGUAUCUGUGCAGAAGUUCAUCCUGGACUGGGCUGAAGGAAAAGCAAAUCAAGACAUCACCUUCAUGUUUCCACUUCCCUUUAGAGAACUGAAUCUGAUGAAGCAGGAACAUCUCAGUCUGAUGAAACUACUUCAGCAUUUUUUCCCAGAAAUAGGAAAACUAGAAUUAAUAGACUGUGACACCUACAAAGUCUUGUUCAUCUUUGAUGGUCUAGAUGAGUGUCGACUUCCUCUAAAUUUCCAGAAGAAUGAGAGAGUAGGUGGUGUGACAGAGUCAGCCUCACUGGAUGUGCUCCUGACAAACCUAAUCAAGGGGAUCCUGCUUCCCUCUGCUCUCCUCUGGAUCACCUCCCGACCAGGAGCAGUCAAUCAGAUCCCUCUUAAGUGUGUAGACCAGGUAACAGAGGUACGGGGGUUCAGUGAUCCACAAAAAGAGGAGUACUUCAAGAGAAGGAUUAGUGAUCAGAACCUGGCCAAUAAAAUCAUUACACACAUGAAGUCCUCAAGAAGCCUCUACAUCAUGUGCCACAUCCCAGUCUUCUGUUGGAUCUCUGCCACUGUUUUAGAGAGAAUGUUGGGUGAAGCAGAGAGUGGAGAGAUCCCCAAGACUCUGACUCAAAUGUUUACACACUUCCUCAUGUUCAGGAUCAGACACAAGGACCAAAGGUACCAUCAGAAAUGUGACCCUGAUCCUCAGCAGACCAGUGAGAGUAUCCUGGCACUGGGAAAACUGGCUUUCCAACAGCUGGAGAAAGGAAACCUGAUCUUCUAUGAGGAAGACCUGAGAGAGUGUGGCAUUGAUGUCAGAGAACUGUCAGUGUACUCAGGAGUGUGUACCCAAAUCUUCAGAGAGGAGUUUGGGCUUCACCUGGGGAAAGUGUUCAGCUUUGUACAUAUGAGUGUUCAGGAGUUUCUGGCUGCUUUAUACAAAUUUCUCUCUUUGAUCAGCAGCAUUAAAACAGAACAACAGACCUCUGAUCCUUUUAAUAUUUUCAGCAAGCCAAACCUGACUGAUUUGUUCAGGAGUGAAGUGGACAAGGCCUUACAGAGUAAGAAUGGACACCUGGACCUUUUCCUUCGCUUCCUUCUGGGUCUCUCAGUGGAGUCCAAUCAGACUCUUUUACGAGACCUGCUGCCCCAGACAAGAAGCAGCUCUCACAACAGGGAAGAAAUAAUUGAGUACAUAAAGCAGAAGAUCAGGGAGAACCCAUCUCCAGAGAAAUCUAACAAUCUGUUCCACUGUCUGCAUGAAUUGUAUGACCAGUCUCUAGUACAGGAUGCUAAGAUGUUCUUGAACAGAGAAGGUUACAGUCGUCUUGAGGGUGCUUCGCUCUCAAUCGAUCAGUGGUCAGCUCUGGUAUUUGUGUUGCUGAACUCAGAAGAGGAACUGGAUAUAUUUGAUCUAAGGAACUAUUACAAGUCAGAAUCAUGUCUGCUGAGGCUGCUGCCAGUGGUCAAAGCACGCACAAAGUCUCUGCUGUGUGGGUGUAAUCUCACAGAGGAAUGCUGUAAACCUCUGUCCACAAUUCUCGUCUCCGAGUCUUCUGGCCUGAGGAUGCUGGACUUGAGUUUUAAUAACCUGCAGGAUUCUGGAGUCAAGCAGCUCUUGGAUGGUCUGAAGAAUCCAAACUGUAAACUAGAGAAACUGUGGCUGGAAAAGUGUGGAAUUACGGAGAAAGGCUGCGAUGAUCUCGCGUUGGCUCUGAGAUCGAAUCCCUUAUCACAACUCAAAGAGCUGAAUCUGAAUCAAAAUGAACCUGGAGCAUCAGCGGUGCAGAUCCUCUGUGAUCUAGUGCGGGAUCCGGAGCGUGCGCUGGAGACACUGUAUGUGGAGAGAGACCCGGUGUGGUUCUGGAGAGAUCACCAUUCACACUCCACCACUGACUGUUUCUUCAUCAGCGAUACAGUAUCAUCAUCCUCCCUUAUAAGAUCCUGUCGUGCUUUUCCUCCAGUGUGAAGCGGCCCGAGCGUCAACACGCUGACCUGCGAACGACCAAAAACGGCUAAUCUAUACCAGAGCGAUUAUUUUUGUAGGUUGUGUCCAUUAAAUGAACCGAUGCGUCAGUUUCUGAUUCGACUCUUUAAUUAAUUGUGUAAACUUUCAAAUGUAAAAUGCUUUAAAAUGAACUAAUUCCUUAAAAACACACCAGUUAAACAUGGACAUGCUACCGCUUUGCAAGAUUAUCGCUUCUUCUUCUUCUGGAGUUUAUGGGCAGUUGAUACAACACCGCCAUCUACUGGACGGACGUGUGGAGAGGACGACUGGAUUAUGGCUUUGUACGAGAUAUUUUAGCACUGAGUUACACAGCAUUUCGGUAGUUAUUAGAUACUGUUGGUAGUUUUUAAUAAAACCUGUAAGAAACCUUCUGGCUGCUUGAGACAAAAUCAGAACACUAGUGUGUCCAAUCUAAAAAAUCUAAGUGACAAUUUACCCAUGAUGCACAGCUCUAAUCCACACACAGCAGAUUACAGUCAUAGGCAGUGAUUAUAACACAACGGACUGCAGACGAUCGGAAGCUCUUUCAGCAAUUAUAAGCCUGUUUUUAUGCUAUUUACUUUAUUUAUUUACAGAAAUGUACAGAAAUCUGUUACUUGUUUAAUCAAAUGAAUUUUGCUUUUAAAUCCUCAAAUUAUGGUUAAACAAACCCAAUCAGAAUGAUAAAAUCCUUCCC
Messenger RNA from Clarias gariepinus (North African catfish), 3723 nucleotides. RefSeq names its product NACHT, LRR and PYD domains-containing protein 3-like. Lineage: Eukaryota; Metazoa; Chordata; Actinopteri; Siluriformes; Clariidae. The coding region runs from base 60 to 3008 and encodes 982 amino acids. The record is from RefSeq and is a predicted model, not a curated record. The transcript is spliced from 12 exons.